AUGAACGGUCUCCCGGAGGACGCACUCGGCGAUUCUCAACCCCUAACCGCCAGUAUCGACAAAGAUCACGAAAAGAACGUCAACUUCAAGCACCCAUGGAUAGAUUCCACGUCCCAGAUUCGGCUACUGAGUCUUGCAGAAGCCAACUCUGAUCCUUUGAGGUUUGAAUGUGCUUUGGAAAUCGCCAACAUCACCCAACUUCAGAAUGUCCGUUAUGAUACGCUCUCAUACCAGUGGGGCGAGGCUCGAACCGACAAAGAUAUACAUGAGAUAUAUGUCGAUCACCAGCCAUUCUGGGUCAAACUAAUGUCGCAAGUGUACAGCAACGCAGAUUGUACGCACGUGUGGCUCGGCUUACCACAUGCAGAACAGGCAAUAUCACUCCACAGUCUUCGCACGCAGCUUACCGAUAACGCUCCGCUCCCAGCUUGGCGGACAGAGUCUUUUGUUGCGUUGAGCUAUAUGUGUUCUCGGGAGUAUUGGAGAAGAUUGUGGAUCGUGCAGGAACUACUCUUGAGUGAAUUGACAAUUUUGCAUUGCGGGCCAUUUACUUUCCAAUGGGAUGAGCUCGUGCGGUUUGCAAGAUCUGGACUGCUCUCGAAGGAUGAUAUCUCGGGUGACCUGGCAGAUUUUACAUGGUGGGAUGCGUGGGAUUUCCCCAAGCCUGAGGAUUACUCCCAGCAGCUCGCGUUGGAGAACCGACUGCAUAAUGGAUGGCACUCUGCACUUCGCCUCUUUCAUUAUCGUGAAAGUUGGAGAUCGAGGACUKCGACUUUGGGGCAGCCAUGCUACGUCCAACCGCAGCCAGUCKGCUUCCCAUUUCAUCAAGCGAUGGUAGCCUUUGGACGACAGCAGUGCUGGGAUCUCAAAGAUAGAGUCUACGCAUUGGUCGGAUUGCUCGAUAGUGAGGGGAGGGACUUCAUUACGCCCAAUUACCGAAGCUCUCUCCAAGAAGUUUUCAUCGAGGCUGCUGCAGCAGCUAUCACCUCGCAUUGGAGAAGGGAUUCUCCGCCACGAGGGCCACCAUCCACUAAACCCGAGAUAGUCAUGUUCUGCGGUAUGCUCAAUGCCUCCCUUGGAUUGUCCAUCGGAGACAUUGAGGCUAGGAUUUCUGCCGCCUUGCGUGUUGCUGUGGCAUAUGCAAACAAUCUUCGAACCGAAACAUCAGAAUGUAAUGUUGGGCCUAUGASCUUCCGCGAUCGACCGCCAAUAAAUCAAGAAGUGGCGCAGACUGCGGCACGGUUUCCUGGUGUUGAGCAUGGACCUGCGUUAAAGUCUCCUCUGCAGCAAGCAUUUGAGGAUUUCAAGUGUGGCCUGACCCGUCUGGAAAUUCAGGAGUUCGCGAAUACCACUGUCACAGAUUUAAAGGGUACUAUCGCUGCCAUACAGGAGGAACAAAGAGCAACCGGUACAAUGCAGAAUAUGACAAGACUGAAGGCGUUUCUGAAUACUACGGAAGGAUAUGGCGAAAUUCUGAGUAUCUGUGUUGCCGAGCAGAACGCUGUCGUUUAUAUCUGGGGUUCGAUGAAACACCUCUUACAGGUUGCCCGUAAACGAUCGGACACAUUUGACGGCCUGCUUUCUCAAUACGAGGCGAUGGGAGACAGUUUGCCCAACAUCUCCACCAUCAAGCUACUUCCGGAAGGGAGCGGUCAUCGGUCCGAAGUUGUCGGCGUACUGUUCCGCAACAUAUUUGAGUUUCACACUCUCGCGCUGCGCUACUUCAAGAACCCUGCGUGGCAACAACUCCUGGCUUCCACAUGGCACCAGCUCAAAAUGAAGCUGAGUGCGUUCAGCCAGGACAUGGUAAAGCACAAGGAAUUGGUAAAUACACAGGCAAAUGCUCAAGAACUAGACGAAGCCAGAGAAGGUCGGCAGGCCAAUGUUGCUCAUUUUUCCGAGCUCCUCGAGCAUGCCAAGCAGGCAAGGGUAGAGGCAGAUGAGAACUUUGGCAGACUGAACGCAGAUGAGGUGGACCGUCGAAAGGUACUCCUGUUUAAGUGGCUAUCUGCGCCCGAUUCAGCAUCCGAUCUUGACCACCAUCAGCUCCAUCGCCAUUCUGGUAGUGGGCAGUGGCUUUUGAGGAACGCUCGCUUCCGUGCAUGGUUCGAGCCACAUUCGGUCUCUGCGCCGAUGCUUUGGAUUACUGGCAAGCCCGGAGCAGGAAAGUCCGUGCUUGCCUCCUUAGUGUUCGACCAGGCCUCGCAGUUGUCAAACACGUCGACAUUGGUCUUCUUCUGCAAGCAAGAUGAUAAGGAGAAAAACUGUUUCGUCGGCAUGGCCCGAUCGAUCCUCGCACAACUCUUAAAGUGCAAGUGCGAUGAUGAGCUUUCGAUGUAUCUUUUCGAAGCGGUCAUAAAGCGAGGCGAAACCACACUUCGGACCAUCAAAAUGGCGAAGGAAAUGCUGACAAUAUGUUUGAAAGCAGUCGGGAAGACAUAUGUCGUGAUAGAUGGCAUCGACGAGUGUGACUCAAGUGAGCAGCAACAGAUUGCCAAAUUCUGGAUGAGCUACGUAGAACGCUCAAGCUCAAGUCGGUGCGUGAUCUUGAGUCAAGACGAUGCCCUGACGAAUCCCAUGUUUUGCAAGCUGCCUACCGUGCGGAUCGAUGGAAUGGAUCACGACAAGGACAUUGCUACGUACUGCAAAGAGGCUGUUGAGCAGUUUCCCCAGGAGCUCACCUUGAAGGCUCACGAGAAAGCUGGCAUUGCUUCCGAAACAACUAGGCGUGCGAAGGGCAUGUUUCUCUUCGCCCGCCUUGUCAUGAAAAAUCUCUCCGAGCAAGUCACUAGAGCGGAUUUUGACAUGGCGAUGGCUCCUGGAGUGUUUCCCGAGGGCCUCGAGGAUGCGUAUAAUCGCAUUCUAGACAGGAUCCUCAAGACUGCCCACAAGCCCUACCACAGAUAUGCAAGAAAACUUCUACAAUGGAUAUCCUGUGCAACGAGGCCUCUCAAAUGGCGCGAGAUCCAAGCUGCAGUCUCAAUCGACCUCGACCGGGGACAGGUAGAUUUCGAACGUCUUCGUAUAUUGUUUCCUUGGAAGACCCUUCUCGGCGCUCUGGUAGAAGAGUCUUCAAAUGGGGAUAUGGUUUUCGUGCACAGCACGGUCAAAACACACCUUUUGCACCAUGGAUACGUGGACAUCGGCGUAGCUCGUUCCUCGCUUACAAACGUCUGUCYAGACUACUUCUCUUUGCCCGCCUUUUCUGAGGCGUGCACUGACGACGCGUUACGUGUCGCUACCUUGACAGGUACCUAUGCCUUCAUCGAGUAUGCACUCGUUUCCUGGACAUCACAUCUCGAGUGCGUUUURGAAGACUUGCCGUUGCCGGAAUCACUCGCUGAAGCACUCCAACGUUUCUUCGACCUUCAUUGGAAGAAGYCAACGAAAAAGACCAAACCAACGAAAAGGAUUCGUGAGCUAACGGACCGAUUAACCGACCAUUCUCUGCAUGCACGAAUCAGAGACAGCAUGUCAGCGAUGCAUUCCCUCAUGUCUACAAACUCGUCAAAUAUGGACUCAGUCUACACGCUUGAGAUAUUUGCAAUUCUGGCGCGUAUUCGCUCCAUCAUGGAAGACCUGGCAUUAAAUCUGAACGAAUCGGCUUCGCUCACGCAGUUCUACGGUGACAAGCUCUUCAAAUGYCCUCGCAUCUACUGCAAGUGGUUUCAUGAGGGCUUCUCGACACAAGAAGAGCGUGACUCGCACGUGGAGAAACACGAGCGCUCCCACUAUUGCUUGGAAGCCGGCUGCGUUUUUGCCACAUUCGGCUAUCCCACUGCGAAAGAGCUCGAGAAGCAUGUCACUGAUACCCACCAAAUGGGGUUAACGGAAGAGGAAUUCCCGGAGAUCAUUGACGAGUCAGAUGCACCUGAAGAGGAUCAAUAUGACCUGGCGACGAUUGGCUUCAUCGAAGCGCUGACUAGUUUCCAGCCUUCAGACGACGUUGAACUAGCAACUGCUGCGCAAGUGCCAGAUGCUGGAGAAAGCUCAGGGGCUACCAGAGACUUGCUCGAGCAGCAAGAGCUUCGACCAACAAUUGAAUUUCAGCGAAGCAAGCGACGAAACGAAUCUAGCGAGGCCAACGAACGCGGCGGACCUACUAGGCAGAGACGCACCGAUCCAUCUAUAUUCCAAUGCCACCUCUGUCCCAAGAAAUUCACCCGACGGUUCACACUCACAUCGCAUCUACGCAUCCACUCCAACGAGCGACCUUUCGCAUGCAAGAUCUGCGGCAAAUCAUUCGCCCGAGCAAGAGACUGCAAACGGCACGAGGACUCUCACGAUUGGGAGAAACAACUCGUCUGCCACGGAAUUCUAAGAACUGGACGACCUUGGGGCUGUCGGAAACGUUUCUCGCGCCCGGAUGCCUUUCAUCGACACUUUCGCUCAGACAUGGGCCGAGCAUGUAUUCAGCCCGUACGCGAUGAAGAGGCACGACCGAUGAGACAUUUGAGCGAACCAUUGCAUGAUAAUAAUGCCGUGGCUACGAGGUCUGGGUAUAAUACCCCAACCGCACAAAUGCCGGACAGUGUCAAUCAUGAACUACCGACUGCGCUGCUUGRGCGGUUUCCUGCAUUGGCUACGGUGGAUUGGGAAAGUUCCGAGAGGAAUGCAGCAGUGGGUUCAAGUCGCCAUGUACAAUUGCCUAGCAUAUCACGCCUGCUGGAAUGA
Messenger RNA from Ramularia collo-cygni, 4674 nucleotides. RefSeq lists its product as uncharacterized. Lineage: Eukaryota; Fungi; Ascomycota; Dothideomycetes; Mycosphaerellales; Mycosphaerellaceae. The coding region runs from base 1 to 4674 and encodes 1557 amino acids. The record is from RefSeq and is a predicted model, not a curated record. The transcript has 10 exons.